Messenger RNA from Aphidius gifuensis, 996 nucleotides. RefSeq names its product triosephosphate isomerase (gene Tpi). Gene Ontology annotation, cellular component: cytosol. Gene Ontology annotation, molecular function: triose-phosphate isomerase activity. NCBI's taxonomy places the organism in Eukaryota, Metazoa, Arthropoda, Insecta, Hymenoptera, Braconidae. Bases 3 to 746 code for a protein of 247 amino acids. The record is from RefSeq and is a predicted model, not a curated record. Gene Ontology annotation, biological process: glyceraldehyde-3-phosphate biosynthetic process; gluconeogenesis; glycerol catabolic process. The transcript has 3 exons.
AAAUGGCACGUAAAUUUUUCGUUGGUGGUAAUUGGAAAAUGAAUGGAACAAGAAAAGAAACUGAUGAAAUUGUUGCAUUUUUAAAAGCUGGUCCAUUGGAUCCAAAUGUUGAGGUUGUUGUUGGUGUACCAUCAAUUAAUUUGACUUAUGCAAAGAGUAUUUUGCCAUCAACAAUUGCUGUUAGUGCUCAAAAUUGUUACAAGGUCGAAAAAGGUGCAUAUACUGGUGAAAUAAGCCCAGCAAUGCUUGUUGAUAAUCAAAUACCCUGGGUUAUUCUUGGACAUUCUGAAAGACGUAAUGUUUUUGGUGAAAAUGAUGAGUUAAUUGCUGAUAAAAUUGCACAUGCCCUUGAGUCUGGUGUCAAGGUUAUUGCUUGUAUUGGUGAAAAAUUGGAAGAACGUGAAGCUGGUAAAACUGAAGAAGUUGUUUUCAGACAAACAAAAGCAAUUGCUGAUAAAAUAAAAUCAUGGGACAAUGUUGUUCUUGCAUACGAGCCAGUUUGGGCAAUUGGUACUGGUAAAACAGCAACACCACAACAAGCACAAGAAGUACAUGAUAAAUUACGUGCAUGGUUGAUUAAAAAUGUCAGUCAAAGUGUAUCAGAUUCAUUGAGAAUAAUCUAUGGUGGUUCAGUAACAGCUGGAAAUGCUCAAGAACUUGCAAAAGAAAAAGAUAUUGAUGGAUUUUUAGUUGGUGGUGCAUCACUUAAACCAGAUUUCGUCAAAAUUAUCAAUGCCAAACAAUAAUUCAUUUAUUUAUAUUAAAAUUAAUCAUUUAAUUUUUUGUUUAAUAAAUUAUCUUUGAAUUCCAACAAUUCAACAAUCCAAUUUGCACAAAAAAAUAUAUAAUUAAAAUUAAAUAGCUAUUUUUUUUUUCGUUUUUAAUUAUGUUCAUUAAUUGUGGGACAUUAUAGAACAAUUAAAAAAAAUAUUUCAAUGAUAAAAUUUUUGCUGUUAAAACAAAAUGUAAAUGAUUAAAUAAAAAGUUUAAAAUUUA